GAGCGAUGCGGACGAAUACAAUCGCACUCUAUAUGAGCCAGCAGUGUUUGCGGGAGCCCCGGUGUCGCUCCAAGUGGUUGCUCGCCGAUUCGAGGAUGGCCUGGCCCUGGCAGCGCAAGAGCUGAUUGGAGACGCUCUCAAGAAUUAAUCGAUCGGGUGGCGUUUGCGAAUCAGGCUCAAGGUGGUAAAAAGCCCUGGUGAGAUGGGAGUGUGAUACUGAGGGUUUGCGGCUCCAUGACAGCUUGAGAAAGGGGUUAUGGGGAUUGUUGUAACUUUGGGACUGCUGGCUAUAGAGUCUGGUCUACUCGCACGGACGCUGUAUUCUCUUCUCCCGCUGGCAGCAGCAGCGGGCGGGUGAAGUCGAGGCAUUUGGAAGUAUAUUAUAGACCAAUCAGCCCCGCACACGCGCAGUGGUUACAGGUGGUUACCAUGUGGCUGGUGUAGGGACACACAUGUCGAUGAGACUGAGACCGUUCGGACCACUACAUCCGUGAAAUGGCAGAUGAUUUGAUUAGUUUGGUUCGAGGCACACAACGGGCGCAGCGUCUUGACGUUGAUUCCCUACGACCACCAGACCAAACUCCGGAAGAAUGUCCUCCAAUGGCCUGAUCUGCUUCACGAAUUGCCUCCUUCCCCAGGAGGACGGCACCUUUGUCGAGAAGGACCUCUGGAUCGACGAAACGCGCGGUGUCAUCUUGGAUGCUCAGAAAACAUUCUUCCUGAGACGAGAGCGGCCAGACAAGAUCAUCGACCUUGGCGGGAACAUCCUCAGCCCUGGCCUGAUCGACAUCCAAAUCAAUGGCGGUUACGGCUUCGACUUUUCCGUUUACGAAGACAACGAUGGGGCCUACAUGGAUGGACUCAGGCUGGUCGCAGAAAGGAUUGUUGAGACGGGUGUUACAGCCUUAGUGCCAACGCUCAUCACCCAAGAGAAGUCUCUGUACCCCAAGCUCCUCAAUCUCCUGAAGCCUUGGUCGCCUCCCAACGCAGCUCACCUUCUAGGAUGGCACGCCGAAGGUCCUUUUAUUCAGAUGGCCAAACGCGGCGCGCACGCACCGCCCUUCCUGCUAAACGCUGCCGAAGGAUUCAAGUCUUUCGAGACGAUCUACGGACAAGACAAUCUGGCGGAUGCCGAAGAUUGGCUCAUGUCAUGCGGCCUGACCCAGGAUGCCCUGGGUGUUCGUAUCAUCACUGCUGCACCCGAGGUCGAUGGGGUCAUGUCGGCGAUCAACGAGUUCGCAAAGCGAGGUGGAUGCUUCUCUAUUGGGCACAGUAUCGCGACAACGGACAUGGCAACUACCGCCGUUCGGCGCGGUGCUCGACUCAUCACCCAUCUAUUCAACGCGAUGCCCCAACUCCAUCACCGUGAUCCGUCUAUCAUCGGUCUGCUAGGAUCUUCACCCUUCUUCGCCUCGGGAGCGACUUACACUCCGUUCCCCGUCUCGACCGCUGCUCACAGUAAGAAACCGAGCAACUCCGACACCACGGGAACGCCACCUAAGAAAGCCGCCCAUGCCUCGGAAGCUUUUGACGAAAUCGAGACGCCUCCUCAAACGCCUGUUCUCCUCGCUACGCAACGGGUUCAGGCGCAGGAUGACAAGGCAACUCUCCCCGGUACAGGUGCCAUCACGCCUUUACCACUCAGUCGCUCUGCCACCUACGUUGGUGGGCAGGUAGAGCCACUCCAGCGGCCAUACUUCGAGUUGAUUGUGGACGGUAUCCAUGCUCAUCCCAACUCGGUGAGAUUGGCAUACACGGCUUACCCCGAGGGCUGUAUCUUGAUUACGGAUGCAAUGAAAAUCCUUGACCCGCAUCUCAAAGAUGGUGUUCACCCUUGGCGUGAUGGGCGGAAUUUCGUUAAAGAAGGUGAUAAACUCUACCUAGAGGGCACCACCACUCUAGCUGGCAGUGUGGUGACGCUCGACAAAUGUGUUCGAAACUUUGCACAUUUCACCGGAUGCUCGCUUGCUGAGUCCAUCAAGUGCGCCACCUUCAACCCCGCCCGGUGUCUUGGAAUUGAGAACCGCAAGGGUACGCUUCGGGCUGGCGCCGAUGCUGACCUUGUCAUCCUCGACCGCCAGGGCAACGUCAUCAGUACAUGGAUCCGGGGGAAGGUCGUUUGGGGAAAAAAAUGAGCGUUUACAUGGCUCACGGGCGUUUAAGAGGAUUCUCCUAUACAACAGGGUUAAAUAUAGCUGCUAUGUAUCAGAUGUAAGUUAUCUCGUUUCAAUAUUCAAUGCUCAGACCGAAAAAUAUCG
Molecule: messenger RNA, 2258 nt
Organism: Coniophora puteana RWD-64-598 SS2
Lineage: Eukaryota; Fungi; Basidiomycota; Agaricomycetes; Boletales; Coniophoraceae
Product: carbohydrate esterase family 9 protein
Exons: 9
Coding region: 591-2135 (514 amino acids)
Biological process (GO): N-acetylglucosamine catabolic process
Molecular function (GO): N-acetylglucosamine-6-phosphate deacetylase activity
Source: RefSeq, a predicted model, not a curated record